UUACGGAUGCUGCGACCAACGUGCACAAGUCGUGAUAAUACGCGAGUUCUCGAAAUGAAGAUAGUGAUGAUGAUGAAUUUGACAAUACAACGUAUAGGGUUGUGCUACUUGAGCAAUAGCCAUAUACCAAAGCAACAUUACUGCCUGUGAUGAGAAGUACGCCCACUUUGAAAUAUGGAAAUGACGACAGCUGAUGGGAAGGAGGUGUUUGAGCCGACGAGGAGAAAACGCAGAAGAAGGCUGAAUGUCAGACCAGCAUUAAGAUGGAGUUGCGCAAUGCUACUGGUUUUAGCAAUCAAAAUACCAAUGGUAAUGAGUAAUUGUGAACUCGCGGAAUUGGCAUGCCGUGAUGGUCGAUGCAUACCGUUGGAUGCUUAUUGUAAUGGUCGUGACGACUGUGGUGAUGGCAGUGAUGAACCAGCUCUUUGUACUCCUUGCAAUCGAACGUAUCAUGGACAGGAAGGUCGAACAUAUGAACUGGAUUUACCACGACCAAAUCAAGUGAGACUGCCAUUUCUCUGUCAUUUGACCUUUACAGCUGGUGGACCAGGUCAUGGAGAAUUGGUUCAAUUGCUCUGGGAUGCAUUUAGCAUCGGUCGCCUCGAGACAGUCAAUGGCGAUACCAAUGAACCAUUUUAUUCAAGCUGUCCAGAAGGGUCUCUUCAACUGGCAGAACUUGGGAAACCUUUCACAGGCGGCUCAUGGUGUGGUACCGGCGAGGGACGGGCUUCUUAUUACAGUGAGACUAGUACAGUCACGGCAUCAAUUAGACUUUUUCAUGCACCCUCCGACGUGCCGUUUGAAUUCCGAUUACGUUAUCGGUUCAUUGGUCGGAAUGAUGCCAUAGCACGUCUCGGUCAACCAGGCUUAACAAUAGAACGUGGUUCACCGGUUCCAGGUACUUAUUGUUCACGUAAUUUUUAUGAAUGCCAUAAAAAACAAUGCCGCGUUCAAAGCCCCAAUUACCCGGGGGAGUAUCCAAGAAAUGCAAGUUGUCUCAUUACUGUGAGGCAAAAAUUCGUGCCGACAUGUAAGCACGCGAUGAUAUCCAUUAAAGCAGGCAGUGGACCGAGUACCAUUAAAGCUGGAUCAUCAAUUCUUCAGGGUUUCACUAGCACUUCUUUAUCGUCUUUCAACAACAGCUAUAACUAUUCUACAGCCACUGAUCUCCAUGAUAAUAGUUCAUUAGCUACAAAUAACUCGAGCAAACUCAGCGUUUGGCAGGAUUGCCCUCCAGAGAAGGAUCGUUUAGUGUUUCGUGAUGGCCCGAAACUUGAAGAUGCCAUACUUCUUGUCUAUUGUGGCGGACCAUUACCUAGAAUUACAGCACGGGGACCAACGAUGUUAAUUGAAUUCCGUAGCUCACCUCUUGCCAUCCCUCUUGGCUCAUCACCCUUGCGUAUUGAACUUGAAGUUCCUGUUGUUUAUGUUGAUUCUGACGGUCUUGAUUACGCUCGAGGUGAUCAAGGAUGCUACUUCUUUAUCAAUGCCACUGUUAAACGAAGUGGAAUUCUUCGUGCACCUCAACAUACCCUACCACUUGGUUCUAUCUGUACCUGGAACAUUAGAGGCACUGUUGGUGACCGAGUUUGGCUGUAUUUUUCCUCAUUUAUUCAAAGAGAUUUAACCGGCGGUCUCGAUAACAAUGCAAGUACCUUUCAACAAAGUGAAAAUCUUCAGUGCGCUAUUAAAGUGACUCUCUGGGAUGGUCCACCUAAUACAGGUGUCUCUAUUGUUAGUCUUUGUGAUGGAAUUCCUAGAUUGUGUGCUCAUGCAGCUUUAAGAAAUUCUACUAGGUCCACUAGACCUUGCACGCCACAGGAAAGCUAUUUAACUAUCACGCCAACCCUUACAUUGAGGAUGGAAGCUCCUCUUGGAACUGCUCUUCGUACCGUCAAUUUUCAGGCCCGUUAUGAAUUUAUAUCAACUUUGCAAGGCGGUGAACCUUGGGGGGAUGGAGUGUGCAGUAGAAUUUGGCGACGAGUAUCAAAUGGGGAAGUUUCAUCACCUCGUGAUGUUCGUCUAUUUGGAAGAGGUGGCCAGUCUAAAAUAAGCUGUACUUAUAGAAUAGAAGCUGGUUCUGGUGAACGCAUUAGACUUACAAUUCAUAAUGUAAGUCUCGGUGAUGCGACUAAUUGCAUUAGCGAAUUAGAUCCUCAUUCUGGUCGACCAAGAUGUCUCGCUGAUGCUGGAACUCGAGAUGCAAACUUAAAUCUAUAUGAAGUACCAUGGCGUGAUGUUAAAUUACCGCGAGCUUGUCUCUGCGAUAAUACUUCUCACUUGCCUCUAACUUACAUAUCCGUUAGCAAAGCUUUGGAAUUAAAAUUUACAGUGAGUGAACAAGCCCCUUAUGAAGACUUCGAGACUCUGUUCUUCUAUGCGAAUUUCGAGCUCAUUCGGGUCCCUGAAUGCCCCAGAAAGCAACGACUACGAGGAGAGGGCGGAGAGUUGAAAUUUACGGCUCCACCAUUGUCCAGGCCAGACAUUUACUGUGAAGGAAUGCCAUGGCUCGUUGAAGCCAGAGAUAACAGAUCUCUUUUUGUGUUAACCUGGGGAUGGUUUCUACCUAUAGACUCAUCAUCAGGAACAUCAUCAGCUGUCGCUGCAUCGUCUUCACAACAUCAAGUACCUUCAUCAGAUUCAUCAGAAUCAUCAACUAAGUGUCCAACAUCAAAUAGACUUCUCCUUUAUACUGGAUGGCCAACAAAACUGUUGAAAGUCGUUUGUCCAGUAGACCCAAAUACUCGAGAAUCUACAGUCCAUGUUUUCUCUGAAGAAUGGAGAAUCGCUGCAGGUGAUGCUGAUGAACAUUGGCUAGCUCCUCCAAGGCCAGCAGCACUUGUUAUUGAAUUUAUUGCUCGUGAACCUGGACAAGCUACUGCAUCUUGGUUAGAAAUAUCCAAAAGUCGGUCUGCUUUGCAUCGACAAUUACGUCUUCCUGGAAGAACUUCUGAUAAUGAUACAACUAGUACAGAUUGUCUUUAUACUUGUCCUGAACUUGGUGCUUGCAUAGCUGAAGCUUUAUGGUGUGAUGGACAUACUCACUGCCCCUCAGGUCACGAUGAAGCAAAUUGCGGAAGUGGAGCCCGAUUGUUAGGUCUACUUCCACCAGGAAUGUGGCUAGUUGUGGCCGGUGUUGCCGGAAUUGUUACUGCCUUUGCGUGUCUGCUAACAAUACUCAUUUGCAAAUCAAAAGCUCGUGCCAAGAGGCUUUACAAUGACGAUCUUAAGAGAUCUAAUGGUAGGCCACGAAGAGCUCCUACUGAAGAAUCCCUCCUAGGCUCUUGACAACAAUCUCCCGGCUUCGUGGAAUAUAUUCACGUCGACCGGGAGACAACGGUUUAGUGUGUAACUUUUUACACGUCGUUCCGUGCAAUUUUGCCGUCCUGUAAUUUAACUCGGCGUAUGUUCACGAUAAAUAAUGACUUGUCACGACGAGGAUCAUAAUUAUGGAUUUGCACGAAACGCAUAUGACAUGUGUAUAUGAACCCUCAUAUAGAUUUUGAAGGGAAAAAAUGCACUUCCAGAAAGAGAUAUAAAUUUUCCACCAACAUAAUUUUAUUUAGAGUUUAAAUAAUACUUACAUAAAAGCCCGUGAGUACUUGAGAAUUUUUUUUUUCUGUAAAA
Chelonus insularis is the source of this 3627-nucleotide messenger RNA. RefSeq lists its product as uncharacterized. Gene Ontology annotation, molecular function: protein binding. Gene Ontology annotation, cellular component: plasma membrane. The record is from RefSeq and is a predicted model, not a curated record. NCBI's taxonomy places the organism in Eukaryota, Metazoa, Arthropoda, Insecta, Hymenoptera, Braconidae. The transcript is spliced from 5 exons. The coding region runs from base 175 to 3288 and encodes 1037 amino acids.